UUAUAGAUAAUCGUUUAAUUCAUAGAAAUUAUUUUCGAACGAUUUUAUAUUUAGUUUUCCGUUUAAACAUUUUUCUUCGGCAAUUACGUGCUUACAUAGUCUGUGAACUUAUCAAAUAGGGUCAAAGGUAAUGAAAUCUUGAUAAAGUUCAAUUCGUUGGUGAGCGAAAUUUCUUCUCAGUGACGGGUUUAAAAUUAUUGAAAGAUGUUCGAAUAUCUUUUAAAUGUUAUAAAUUGGUUUAUAAAGAAGUUGUAUCAACCAUGUGAUCCGUCUAGUUUAGCUGUGAUAAGGAUUCUUUUUGGAUUUUUAAUGGCGAUUGAUAUAGUUGAGGAAAGAAGUGGUGGAAAUAUCGAUAUUAUAUGGGGUGAACCAAAAAAUUGUCAUUUCCCAUUAUUUCCUUUUAUUCGCCCGACGUCACUACAAUAUAUUAGUAUACUUUAUGGAAUUAUGUGGAUCUUUGGGAAUAAUGUUGGGGUUUAAAUACAAGUGGAGCUGUUUAAUGUUCAUUAUUCCAUAUUGGUACAUU
Messenger RNA from Onthophagus taurus, 526 nucleotides. The record is from RefSeq and is a predicted model, not a curated record. NCBI's taxonomy places the organism in Eukaryota, Metazoa, Arthropoda, Insecta, Coleoptera, Scarabaeidae.